AUGGUUCGACUUGCUCUGGUCGCCGCUAUCCUGGCAUGGACGGUCUACCCGGCCAUUGGGGGACCACCCUUGAAUGUAUCAUUCCCUCCGCAGCCGCCAGCAGACGCUCUCGCCAACAUCAUUAACGACAACUACCUCGGGAUUUCGUACGAGCUCAGUUCAUUUGACACGCUAUGGGGUCAGUCCGUAAACAGACAACCCACGGCCAUGCAAAACUAUAUGAGCAACAUUGCUGCGCGUAUGUCACUGCCUUUGAAUAUUAGGAUAGGAGGAAACGGCAUGGAUGGGUCCACCUAUGUGCCGACCCAGACGACCAUCAUUGAGCACACCGACCCUAAUGCAUACUUCAACGACAUACCUGUGAACUUUGGCCCAGGUUUCUUCGACAUAUUGAACGGAAUGGCGGACAAAGUUGGACCGAUGCGUUUUACGAUUGGUUUGAGCAUGAGGUUUCCCGAGGACUUGACUAACGUCGCUACACUCGGCGUCGCUGCUCGCGAGAAGUUAGGAGACAGGCUAGAGGCGCUAAUGCUGGGAAAUGAACCAGACCUUUAUGCUGGACAUGGCGAAAAAGAAACGUAUGACAUUGAAACCUAUAUCACUGAAAUUGGUUCGGCCCUCGACGCGUUAGAGCAAGCCGGUGCUAUCACAGAUGUGCCAAUCGUUGGAGGACCAACUAUCUGCUGCGGAUGGAAACUCAAGGACAUCCUAGACGCUGGUUUAGACAGGUAUCCCCAGUACAAGUUCUAUUCGGUCCAAAGAUACCCGAACCAUGCAUGUGGCGGCGUAAAUGCGAAGAAUACGAACAUAACUUACUACGUCACCCAUUCCAAUUUGGAGGACUAUCUCAAUUGGCAACGGGAUGGAAUACUGCGUGCACAGGAAAUCGGUAUUCCGGUGAUCAUGUCAGAAUAUAACAACAUUGCUUGUGGAGGAACCAACAUAUCGUCGACGUUCGCAAUGUCCCUCUGGUCUGUCGAUGUUGGUCUGAAGGCUGCCACCAUGAACUACAGCUCCAUCUAUAUCCACACGCGAGAGUUCAACAUUCAAUACAACCUCUUCGACCCACCGACCCCGGAGACGGGUACCGAGCCUGGGUGGCGCACUGGCUCGCCUUACUACGGCGCCCUCUUCCUCUCCGAAAUUACCUCUCCGGGUGGCAGCGUAGUUGUCGACCUCAACCUCAACAACUCGAUGACCUCGCCAAACGCCACUGCCGCCGCCUACGCCAUCUACGACAACGCCGGUACGACUCGCGGAAAACUGGCUCUCAUCAACUACGCCGAGGAGCCGCAGGAGUUCCGUCUUCCGUCCGGGAUUGCGAGUGGGCUCGAAUACCGACUCCUCGAAGCCCCAAGCGUUCUCGAGAGAACCAAUAUCUCAUGGGCCGGCCAGACCGUAGGCGACAACGGCAACCUCGAAGGUGACCAGCAUACCAUCGAGAUGAACUGUGAAGACGGCUGCCGAUUGAUCCUGCCAGGCCCUAGUGCAGCUCUGGUCGUUCUGGAUGAUGGUGCCAAGCUCUUCAAGGGCAAUUCGACGAUUGCGUCCAUUGGUGGAUAUAUUUCGGCGGCUAAAACGAACGGACCCCUCGUGGAGGCUUCAACUGUCCUCCUCGCAGGAGCCAUAUUCACAUUGUUCUUCUACUAA
Molecule: messenger RNA, 1650 nt
Organism: Cyclocybe aegerita
Lineage: Eukaryota; Fungi; Basidiomycota; Agaricomycetes; Agaricales; Hemipholiotaceae
Source: the annotation of a GenBank genome assembly